AUUAAUUAUAGUUAAUUUAGAAAUGAAUACUUUGCAAUCCAUUAUCUAACAAAGAGUUUUAUAGUAAAUAAAUAAGCAAAAAACAGAACCAUUAGAAUCCUUAUAUAUUACUUAUGUAAAUUGAAAUAUAAAGUUUAGUCGUCAGCUACCAAAAUAAAAUUACCUUUAGAGGAUGCUGCUUAAGUCAGAAAAUCUAUGCAAGUAAUUCCAAAUUUAAGUAGGGUAUUCAAAGUGUUCAUCUUCAGAAAUAACAAUCUGAAGCUUUGAUUUCUAAUAACAAAGAGUCUGUUCUGAAAGUUGAUAACAAUAAUGCUAUAGUUUAACUUAAGAAUGAGGAAAACAAAUAAGGUCCAUAGAAAGGAAGAUUUUUAGUAAGAAAUGAAUAUGGCAGCAAACCAUAAUCUGAGAAUAAAAUUACUCAUUCUUCUGUUGUUCCCAACAAAUAUCAUAAAAAUUAAUUAUCUUUUGGGGAAGAUGGAAAAAAGAUAAAAGCAGAAGAUAUCUGGAAGAGAAGAAAGGAUUAUGACUAAAAAGUCAGAUAAUUUCAUUUACCAAAAAUUAGAGAAUAUAAUAGAUUUCAAAACAAUAGUUCAUAAAAACAACAAUCCGGAUAACACACUGCGGAAAUUUAAUUCUCUGACAUCUUCAAAGAAGAUUUAGAUGAUGAUUUAUUGUAGGAAUACAAUGAGAAGUAAUUUAAAAUGCUAUAAAUUAGAUAUUAUAAAAAAUAACUCUUUCUUUGGAAUAAAAAAUAGAGAUAAUUUGAUUUGGUAAAUGAUGAUUUAUUUGAUUGA
Paramecium sonneborni is the source of this 794-nucleotide messenger RNA. NCBI's taxonomy places the organism in Eukaryota, Ciliophora, Oligohymenophorea, Peniculida, Parameciidae. The record is from the annotation of a GenBank genome assembly.